AGGUGUGGCGUAUGGUCGGAUGACGGCCGGAAGCAAUCCUAGCUUUCAUUUCAUUUCCAGAAUUCCGACGUCUGUUGUGUGGGAGGACAUUGGCUCGACUUGGAGCAUCGCUGGCAGCGCAAACAACCAAACACCUCCUAUCGGGCAGUAGUUCAUGAUCAAGAUGGCCGUCGACCCUGUGAUUCAGAGCCUCAAUGGCUUGGACAAGACGACGCAAAUGCUGCGGGAUCGUAUCUUGAUGCUUCUUGAGCGUCAGCAGUCGUGCCAGCAAAACAAGCGCAUCUUGAUUGCGCUUGCUGGUGUCCCUGGCUCUGGCAAGUCGACUGUCGGGAACGCCUUGCUGCGAGAGCUUCCCCUUUACAACGUCAAGGACGUCUGUGUGCUCCCCAUGGAUGGUUUCCACCACACAAAAGAGGCUCUCAUGGCAUUUGACGAUCCGGCUCUGGCGUUCCAAAAGCGAGGUGCUCCUUUCACCUUUGAUGCCGAGGCUUUCUUCAAGCUCGUCCAGACGAUUAAAGAGACGCCAGUCACACGACCCGGCGAAAAGGCCGUGACAUUCCUGGCGCCAGAUUUCGACCAUGCCGUGGGCGACCCUGUGCCAGACGCAAUUCAUGUCUCAUCAGCCGCCCGCAUAGUCAUCGUCGAAGGCAACUAUACUCUGCUGAAUGAAGACCCUUGGAACAAGAUCGCAGCGCUGGUUGAUGACAGAUGGUUCGUCGAUGUUACUCCCGACGUGGCUCGCGAGCGCCUAGCGAAGAGGCACAUACAGGCGGGUAUUGAGAAGACUUACGAAGCGGCCGUAGCACGAGCAGAAGACAAUGAUCUUCCCAACGGUGCUCUGAUUCGAUCAAAGCUGAUAAGGCCUGAUGUCAGGAUAUUGAAUUGAAAGACGUUUUCCUCGUUAC
Messenger RNA from Emericellopsis atlantica, 905 nucleotides. Its product is annotated as phosphoribulokinase/uridine kinase. Gene Ontology annotation, cellular component: cytoplasm. The record is from RefSeq and is a predicted model, not a curated record. Lineage: Eukaryota; Fungi; Ascomycota; Sordariomycetes; Hypocreales; Bionectriaceae. Gene Ontology annotation, molecular function: ATP binding; kinase activity. The transcript has 3 exons. Bases 155 to 886 code for a protein of 243 amino acids.